AUGAGUACUGAAGCAGAACAGCAGCUUCUUCAUGAUGCUAGAAACGGAAAUGCUGAAGAAGUUAAACAGCUGUUGGAUAUCAUGAACAAAGGAGAAAUAAGCUUUGAUAUCAACUGUAAAGGCAGAAGUAAAUCUAAUAUGGGUUGGACACCUCUUCACCUUGCAUGCUACUUCGGACAUGCUGUUGUGGUAGAGGAUUUGCUGAAGGCUGGUGCCGAUGUGAAUGUGCUGAAUGACAUGGGGGACACUCCACUCCAUCGUGCAGCUUUCACAGGACGUAAGGAGGUGGUGAUGUUACUCUUACAGUAUAACGCUGAUACUUCUAUCGUUAAUGGGAGUGGAGAGACUGCAAAAGAAGUUACUCAUGAUAAAGACAUAAGGAAUAUGUUGGAAGCAGUGGAAAGGACACAAGAAAGGAAACUAGAAGAAGAACUCCUAGGAGCAGCAAGAGAGGGAGAAACAGGGAAACUGACUGCCUUGCUGAACAAGCCCAAACCACCUGAUAUCAACUGUACAGAUCAGAUGGGGAACACACCAUUGCAUUGUGCAGCAUACCGUGCCCAUAAGCACUGUGCAUUGAGACUUCUAAAAAAUGGAGCAGAUCCUAAAAUAAGAAACAAAAAUGAUCAGACACCUCUUGAUCUAGCCCAAGGUGCAGAAAUGAAACUGAUACUGGGAGGUAAAACUGGAAAGGCUAUCAACAAACCCCUGAGACGAUAUGAAGGUCUCCUAUGGAAGAGCUCACGAUUCUUUGGUUGGAAGCUCUACUGGGUAGUUCUAGAACAUGGAGUCCUUUCCUGGUAUCAGAGACAAGCUGAUGCAGUGAAUAAUGAUCACCGUCAGGGAUGCAAGCAUCUAACACAAGCUGUCUGCACGGUAAAAUCUACAGAUAGCUGCUUCUUUUCUGUCAGAUGUUUUGAUGACACUGUUCAUCGUUUCAAGAUUCCUAAAAAUAGCCUUCCUUCUCAAACUAGAGAGAGUUGGCUGGAAGCAAUAGAAGACCACUCUGCAUAUAGCACUCAUUACUGCACACAGGAACAGUUGAGUAGUGAUGAUGAGGAAGAUGAUACAGUAUCUGUUACAGACCUACAGGAUACUCUGAAAAAAGCACAAGCAUGCCAACAACGACUGAGUAAAGAGAUUUCAGACUUUCUUGCAAUGGUUAAAUCUUUGGAUGCUACAAAAGGAAUAUCUUCUCUCCUCCUGCAAAAAGUUGAUGCAGUCUCCGAAGUAUCCCAGGAAACAUGUGAGGCCCUGGCUGACUGUCUCAACCUAUUCACAAAGCAAGAAGGG
Molecule: messenger RNA, 1293 nt
Organism: Tauraco erythrolophus (red-crested turaco)
Lineage: Eukaryota; Metazoa; Chordata; Aves; Musophagiformes; Musophagidae
Source: RefSeq, a predicted model, not a curated record